Messenger RNA from Sorghum bicolor (sorghum), 1347 nucleotides. Its product is annotated as 60S ribosomal protein L22. The transcript has 4 exons. NCBI's taxonomy places the organism in Eukaryota, Viridiplantae, Streptophyta, Magnoliopsida, Poales, Poaceae. The record is from RefSeq and is a predicted model, not a curated record. The coding region runs from base 253 to 963 and encodes 236 amino acids.
CAGCUGGCUUAAAUAGGCCCAGUAUAAAUCUUAAAGCCCCAAAACAAUGGGAAAUUUACGUGUUGGGUCAUAGCCCACCUCAAUCCAUAGAGUUGAAGCCCACGUCGGUCCCUUCUUCUCCAAGACUCCCAACCUUCUUCCCCUGCAAGCCAUCUCUUUCUGGUUUUCUCUCCGCCUCCGCGCGUUCCCCACUCUCCUCCUGGCUCCCCUUCCCGCUCUCCCAUUCCCCGCACGCGGUCGAGGACCCCGACGAUGAGGCCCUCGAAGAGCGCCGCGGCGCCCCCGGUGGCGUCGCUGACGAGCCCGAAGUCCUGCGCCACCAAGCGGCCGCGGAAGGCGGCGCCGCUGGGCGACGUCACCAACCUCCUCCUCGUCGUCGCUGAGACCCCGACCCCGAGCAAGCCCAGGAGGACCGCACGCGGGGCUCUCCCCGCGCCCUCCGACGUCUCCGCGGUCUCCUCCGCCUGCUCCUCCUCCGCCUCGGUCACGCCCGCGCCCAAGCCUUCCGCCGCCGCCGCCGCCGCCGCCUCGGCCACGCCCGUGCCCAAGCCUUCCUCCGCCGCCUCCGUCACGCCCGCGCGCAAGCCUUCCUCCACUGCCGUCAUCGAGGAGGAGCGCAGUGUGCUCAAAUCGCCAACCAUCUCCACAGUUUACCGCAGGACCACCGAGGCUCAGGGGAGGUGGAGGAGGGACACCGCCGCCGCCAGCAGCAAGGGCGAGGAACCGGUCGCUGCAACGGCGAGGUGCCCCCCUCUUGGGAAAUCCGCAAGGACCAACAGCAGGGAAAAGGAUAUUCGGCCCAUCUCUGCAUCAGCUCCUUGCCAUGAAGGUAAAAAGAAGCGGACCCUUGCAAUCACGCCCAACUUACUAGAGGACCUUUUGGAGAAGCAGAGAGCAUACUUUGCAGAUAUCGACGCCUUUGAGCUGGUAGAGGAAGAGGUGUCGGAAUCUGAGCUGGAGUAAAAACGGAAGCUGAUCCCAGAAGACAAGCCCUCUUUUUUUUUACCCCCUUGGGUACAGAAGUAGUUUACUGGAAUCAGGUUUAUGGUGCAAGCAGCAUGGUAGCAAUGUAUAGCUAGCUCUACUUGUAACACGGGGGCGGACUGGUGUACCUUGGUGCAGUGAUCACCGGUGAAUGAAUGCCUCGAUAGGCUGCAAAGCUUCUAGUUGCAUAGUAGUAAGGCAUAUAUAUAGUGAGAUGAGAUCUCAGGAUUAGGGAGACUCUCUACUGUAUGAGAAAAUGAGGUUUGUAGUUAAGACACCACUAAUCGUUCCAUGUUUGUCUGUUUGGAACCAGUCGCUCGCUCUGGAUAUAUAUUAUAUACUAACUAGCGGUUCUGUUAUGCA